AGGAGACGCCUCGGCGGCGGGUCCGGGACCGGAGCGGGGCACGGCGCGGUUCAUCCCGCAGCGGGAUCGCUGCCACCAGGGCUCGGAGCUCGUCCUGCCUUCCAGCCGCGCAGCGGCCCUGUCCCAAGCGAUGGAGAACUACCACAUCCUGGAAGUUAUCGGCGAAGGGUCCUUUGGACGCGUGUACAAGGGGCGCCGGAAGCACAGCGCCCAGGUGGUGGCCUUGAAGUUCAUCCCCAAGGUGGGGCGGUCUGAGAAGGAGCUGAAGAACCUGCAGCGGGAAAUUGAGAUUGUGAGAGACCUCCAUCACCCCAACAUCAUCCAGAUGCUUGACAGCUUUGAGACUGCUAAGGAGGUGGUGGUAGUGACUGACUACGCAGAGGGAGAGCUCUUCCAGAUCCUGGAGGAUGAUGGGAGUUUGCCUGAGAACCAGGUCCAGAUCAUAGCUGCCCAACUCAUCUCUGCUCUCUAUUACCUGCACUCCCACCGCAUCCUGCACCGUGACAUGAAACCGCAGAACAUCCUGCUGGGCAAAGAUGGUGUUGUCAAGCUCUGUGACUUUGGGUUUGCCCGUGCCAUGAGCAUCCACACCAUGGUGCUGACGUCCAUCAAGGGUACCCCGCUGUACAUGUCACCUGAGCUGGUGGAAGAGCGGCCGUAUGACCACACAGCAGACCUGUGGUCUGUGGGCUGCAUCCUGUACGAGCUGUUUGUGGGUACUCCUCCCUUCUACACCAACAGCAUCUUCCAGCUUGUCAGCCUCAUCAUCAAGGACCCUGUCAAAUGGCCCAUGACCAUAAGCCCAGAAUUCAAGAGCUUCCUUCAGGGAUUACUAAUGAAGGACCCCCAUGAGCGCCUGUCAUGGCCAGAGCUGCUUUCUCACCCCUUCAUUGCUGGACGGGUUACUGUGAUUGAUGACACAGAAGAGCAUGGGAUUUCAAACCCCUUCACCAUCAAGCUGUCUCCAGAGCUGCAGGCCCUGAAGGAACAGCAAGUCCAUUCCAUGGUGCCCAGGAGCAGCUCGUCCAGGAUCUUGAGAAAGACCCAGCAGAAGAUGGUUGAAGAGACAAAGGAGCAACUGAAGGCAGAUGAUGCAUCUAUGAAGGAUUCUGUCAAUGGACAUCCCACACAUAGAUCCAGAGCAGCAUCAGGGAAGGCAGCCCCUGAGGAGAGGGAGCCAUUGGCUGCCUCCAAUGAGAAGAAUCUCCUGCAAGGAAAGAGCAGCACAGCAGAGUGGGAGUUUGAGGAGUCUCCUCCCAUCCCAGGGCAGCACAGCCUCUCUCAAGACUAUGAGUGGGAGUUUCUUGGAACAGGUUCCCCUCCACAGCCUGGUGCUGGCAGAGCAGAGCCCUGCAGCAGGCACAGCAUUGUGGACCUGGAGACUGAGGAGCUGGAGAGUGAUGAGGAGUGGCAGCACCUGAUUGAGGACACUGAGGCCUCCACCAUGCAGCUGAGCAUGCUUCUGAGCCUGCUGAGGGACCCAGCUUUCCAGCACUGUGUCCAGGACCGCCUGGCAGACUCUGCUCAGCAGGUGCUGGAAGGGAUGCUGGAGGGAGCCUCCCGUCUUCGUUCUGUGCUUCGUGUUAUUGGCAACCUCCUGUCUACCCAGUGUGAUGCUGAGCUGCUGGACCACUUCUGCCAAGAGCUGAAUGUGCCUCUGUCCCUGCUGUGUCUAGCCAAGCAGAUCCUGGAAAGUGGUGUCACCAAGCAGCAGCCCUGGUGUAUUGCUGUGCUGACAGACCUUCUCAUGGUGACCGAAGUUUAUUUCAGCAGUGAAUGUAGCCUGGAGGAGAGUGGGCAAAAGGACAGCCUGCAGGCCAUUCAGAAGAGUGCUGACUGCUUCCUGGCCCUGCUGCCGGAGCUGCUGGCUGUGCCAGUCGACAGUGAGAUGAGACUCUGCCAGCAAAGCCUCCUGUGCUUCACCACGCUCUGUGAGAGCCUGGACACGACAGACCCUUCUAUCUCUGCACACUUCUACACCAGGCUGCAAGAGGAGCAUCAGACCCUGCUGAACAGACUCCUUCAAGGAUGCAUCUCAGAGCAGCCUGCUCUUCGAGGUGCAGCAGUGGAAGGCAAGUCAGCCCAUGACCAGAGCCCAUGUGUGGCAGACUUCUUCCUGGCUGCAUUGGCUGCUGCAUGCAGCAUCCCCCUGGAGAGAAACAGCUGUCGGGAAGCCAAGCAGCAGAUUGCUCACGCAGUAGCUGAAAAGCUUAUGGAAGGAGAGAGUCAGCAGCUUGCAAGACUGCUGGGGAGACUGGAGGACCCAGACUGCUCCUUGAACAUCCUGAAGAUCCUCUAUGCUGGCUGCCAUGCCUACCCGAACCUGUGCCAGCACCUGGGAAGGAGCCAGCCUCUGUGGGGUUCCCUCAUGCAGCUCUUGAAGGGUGAGGUCCCUGUGGUGGAGGUGACCCAGGAGGCAGCCUGUGAAGCCUCUCUGUACCUGCUGGCCCUACUCACCCUGAAGCUUCAGGCAUCCCCUCCCAGGUGUGAGGAGAUGGUUGCCCUGGCUGUGGAUCUCAUCACCCAGUCUCCUGUUGUGUCCCUUGUGGGUGCUGCAGCAUUUCUCCUGGCACAGCUCAGUCAGCAUGGGGUGGCUUUGGAGCUCAAAAGAGAAAAGAUCCUACCAGUGGUAGCAAAUGUGCUGACUGCACCUGCUGAGCUGCAGCUCCCCCUGCCAAUGGGUGCUGGUCUCUAUGAUGGGUUCUUUUUCCUCCUGCUGAAACUCUUUGAACAGGAGGAUGUGGUCUUGGAGCAGGGCUUUGCUUCCUCUGAGCUAUGGAGCCUGGUCUGGCAUUCUGUUGCUGUGGUGCUUCAUGUGGGCACCAACAGUGCAGCGCUGGAGGGAGAUCUACCCCCUGGUUCUGGUCACCCCAUGGCAGAGCCAGACUGGAACCUCCUCUCCCCUCAAGGAACCCUGUUAUUCCUCAGCCUGGCCCUCAGCAUCUUCACUCGUGAGUCCCACCAGUGUCUGCCUCAGCUCACCCAGUCCCAUGGCAUCCUCAUGGUGAUACUGAAGAAACUGCUGUCCCCUGGCUUCUUGGCAUGCAUGGCACAGAUGCAAGCAGGAAAGGAUGAAGACCCUGAGGUUGUCCCAGAUGUGGUCAUCCAGGUCUGCCAGCUCCUUUCUUUCCCUUUUGCCCUGGAUGUGGAUAAAGACACCUUAGCACUGAUCAUGGAGGCUGUGAAAUAUACCGAGAUCCCAGCUCAGCUGCUGCAGGUCUGCACUCACCAUCUGCCCUUCUCGUUCACCGAGCUCCCCAUGGGCCUCUUGUGCCAAUUUGUGGUGUCUGAUAUACAGGUCAUAGACCAAGUGGUGAGGGAAGCUGCUGCCUCAGAGCACAUUGUUGCCUUCUUGAAGUCUGUCUUGUCCUCAGACAAUGUCAUACUCAUAAGUGACCUCCUAUCUCUCCUGACCCACGUGGCCCGGGCCUGUUCAGAGCACCUGCCCUUUCUCCAGAGGAUCCUGAGGGACUCAGAUGUGGCUGACCAGCCACUGACCUACCUGCUCAGUCACAACCAACACCUGAUACGGGCCAGAACCUGCAACUUGCUGGGCAACCUGCUCCGGCACAGCUUUUCCCCAGCGCUGCAGAGCCAGCCCGGUUGGCUGGAGAAGCUGCUGGAGUGCCUGUCGGACCCGGAGAGCAGCGUGCGCAGGGCAGCCACCUUUGCAGUGGGCAACGCCGCCUGCCACGCGUCUUGCCCGGCGGGGACGCUGGGCAGGGCCGUGCCCGCCCUGACCCGGCUGCUGAGCGACUCGCGGGCCCAGACGUGCUACAACGCGGCCUUGGCCCUGAGCAACCUGGGCCAGCGCGGGGAGGAGCUGCGGGAUCUGCUGAUCCAGAACAGAGCCCCCGACCUCCUGCUGCAGGUGACCUGCCAGGACCCGCGGAAGACCGUGCGGGAGGGAGCCCUCGAGGCACUGCGAGCCCUCAGCCAGCACCCUGGGAUCCAGCGGGUCCUGCUCUCCCUCAAAGCCACUGAGAGGCUGGCCGCGCUGGCCGUUGUCAGUCCCCAGCCGCCUUUUGCCCGGCACGACGAGUCGCUCUUUCGCCGCCAGUGCGAGCUGCUCCUCCGCCGCCUCGCAGCUCCGCCCGGCCGCUCGGGGUCCAGCCAGCUGUCGCGUACCGGCGCUGAGCGGUGACGCCCGGGCAUCCCGGGACGCCACGGACACUUCCUUCACCCUCCUCAGGCUCCAGCCGGACCUUCCUUGCAGUCCGCUUUGUCCCCCGGAGGAGGACUCUACCCGGCCGUCUUUACCCGGGGUGCCCCCCGCGGGAAGCCGGCCCUGAAAAAAAAUGCCCGUUCCUUCUGUAACCGCGCGUCUCCCGGAGCCGAAGCCGUGCCCGCACCGCCGGGCUCCGCCGCGCCGCCAGGGGCAGUACAGCCCACGGUGCGGUGGCUGCCGGGAACUGUAGUCACGUGGGCCCGCCGGCUCCCCAUGGUAACGGCGGCGGCGGGUCCGGCGGCCCCGGGCGGGCGGCCAGCAAAGAUGCUGCUGUAGAUGACUGACUGUGCCUCAAGUGCUAUGGCUCUACAUGGCGUCCUCAGGACCAGACCAUGCUAAUCAGGGCCCCAAACAGCAGAAGAGCAUUGGGCUGGAGUCAGGCAGCCUUCCGGCAGAAAGACCUCAGCCGUGCUGGCCCUG
Serinus canaria (Common canary) is the source of this 4648-nucleotide messenger RNA. Its product is annotated as tubulin monoglutamylase TTLL4. Gene Ontology annotation, cellular component: cytoplasm; cilium. The transcript has 28 exons. Lineage: Eukaryota; Metazoa; Chordata; Aves; Passeriformes; Fringillidae. The record is from RefSeq and is a predicted model, not a curated record. The coding region runs from base 131 to 4144 and encodes 1337 amino acids. Gene Ontology annotation, molecular function: ATP binding; tubulin-glutamic acid ligase activity; protein kinase activity. Gene Ontology annotation, biological process: protein phosphorylation; protein polyglutamylation; microtubule cytoskeleton organization.